Chaetura pelagica (chimney swift) is the source of this 297-nucleotide messenger RNA. Its product is annotated as transmembrane emp24 domain-containing protein 4. Lineage: Eukaryota; Metazoa; Chordata; Aves; Apodiformes; Apodidae. The record is from RefSeq and is a predicted model, not a curated record. Gene Ontology annotation, biological process: endoplasmic reticulum to Golgi vesicle-mediated transport; positive regulation of canonical NF-kappaB signal transduction; intracellular protein transport. The annotation marks the transcript as partial. The transcript is spliced from 2 exons. Gene Ontology annotation, cellular component: endoplasmic reticulum-Golgi intermediate compartment; COPII-coated ER to Golgi transport vesicle; Golgi apparatus.
AGGGUCCACCUGGACAUCCAGGUAGGGGAACACACCAAUAAUUACCCCGAAAUCGCCGCCAAGGAUAAACUCACCGAGUUGCAGCUCCGGGCUCGGCAGCUCCUGGAUCAAGUGGAACAAAUCCAGAAGGAACAGAACUACCAGAGGUACCGGGAGGAGCGGUUCCGGAUGACGAGUGAGAGCACCAACCAGAGGGUGCUCUGGUGGUCCAUAGCCCAGACCAUCAUCCUCAUCCUCACCGGGAUUUGGCAGAUGAGGCAUCUCAAGAGCUUCUUCGAGGCCAAAAAGCUGGUGUAG